Messenger RNA from Monopterus albus (swamp eel), 2846 nucleotides. RefSeq names its product actin related protein 2/3 complex, subunit 1A (gene arpc1a). Gene Ontology annotation, biological process: Arp2/3 complex-mediated actin nucleation. The record is from RefSeq and is a predicted model, not a curated record. The transcript has 11 exons. Gene Ontology annotation, molecular function: actin filament binding. Gene Ontology annotation, cellular component: actin cytoskeleton; Arp2/3 protein complex. NCBI's taxonomy places the organism in Eukaryota, Metazoa, Chordata, Actinopteri, Synbranchiformes, Synbranchidae. Bases 572 to 1669 code for a protein of 365 amino acids.
UCCAGCCAUGGUUUUGGGUCCCAGGUGGCUGGAGCAGCCAACAUCUCUCCCGAUUUGUGACUUAGCCUUGGUUAGGAAAGACCUCUCCCCCUAGUCAGUUCAACAUCGUGGAGCGCCCAUAGCCGUGUUGGCGUUUUGUUUAAGCCAUGCGCUAGAUGGUGGUGUUCUGUAAGCAGUAAGACCAGUUUGGAUAUUUCUAUUUGAACCACCAGAGGAGCUAUUUCCUACUCGUUCGUAACGUUAGUUUGUGUGAGAGACUUCGACGUGAACGAGGUUAUUCAGUUGAAUGCAAGUGCUAGCGUGAUGAUGCUAAGCUAGCUGGCGGUCAGGCAUCCACGGGUUUUGCUGCUGAGUUAGCUACCAGAUGCGCCUGGUCGUAUCCUGCUGGUCGUCUUGACAUUCCCUCAACGUCCUGGACGAAUUCGUGUCGACUGACCAGAGUCCGCGAAUUCAGGUCCACUCCCGAUCUAACCUUUCCCCGCUAGGUUAAGUGAACUCGCCGGCUAACGAGAGUGAAUACUCGCAGAACCGGACUGCCGAGAGUUCCACCUUAGGACCGCACCCAGACAAGAUGUCUCUUCAUCAGUUUCUGGUGGAACCCAUCACCUGCCACGCAUGGAACCGCGACAGGACACAAGUUGCCAUCAGUCCUAAUAACCAUGAAGUGCAUAUCUACAAGAAGAGCGGCAACCAGUGGGUCAAGACCCAUGAGCUGAAGGAGCACAAUGGACAUAUAACAGGUAUUGACUGGGCUCCCAAAAGUGACCGUAUAGUGACAUGUGGAGCAGACCGUAAUGCCUAUGUGUGGUCCCAGAAGGAGGGGGUAUGGAAGCCAACACUGGUCAUCCUCAGGAUCAACCGAGCUGCCACCUUUGUCAAGUGGUCUCCACUGGAGAACAAGUUCGCAGUUGGCAGUGGGGCUAGACUCAUCUCUGUCUGCUACUUUGAGUCUGAGAAUGACUGGUGGGUCAGCAAGCACAUCAAGAAGCCAAUCCGCUCCACUAUCCUCAGUCUGGACUGGCAUCCCAACAAUGUCCUACUGGCUGCGGGAUCCUGUGAUUUCAAGUGCAGGGUGUUCUCAGCCUACAUUAAGGAGGUGGAAGAGAAACCAGGCCCCACACCCUGGGGCAGCAAGAUGCCAUUUGGAGCUGUGCUAGCAGAAUUUGGAGGAGCGGGUGGAGGGGGUUGGGUCCACUCAGUCUCUUUCUCAGCCUCUGGUAACCGCUUGGCCUGGGUUAGCCAUGAUAGCACUGUCACUGUGGUAGACAGCUCUAAGACUGCCAGUCCUUCACAGCUGAAGACAGAGUUCCUUCCUCUCCUCUGUGUCAUUUGUCUAUUAGCUGCGGGCCACGACUGUUGCCCCAUGCUGUUCCGUUGCGACGAUGGUGGAACGCUGACAUUUGUGUCAAAGCUCGACCUCCCCAAGCAGAGUAUCCAGAGGAACAUCUCUGCCAUGGAGCGCUUCAGGAACAUGGACAAGAGAGCCACCACAGAGGACCGCAACACUGCCCUGGACACACUACACCAGAACAGCAUCACCCAAGUGUCUGUCUAUGAGGGAGACAAAAGGGACUGUCGCAAGUUCUGCACCACAGGCAUCGAUGGAGCGAUGACCAUUUGGGACUUCAAGAGUCUAGAAGCUUCUAUCCAAGGUCUCCGCAUCAUGUGAAGAAAUCUUGUGAAUGAAUAGACGCUGCAGCCUCACAUCUCUCCCUCUCACCCUCCCAGUCCUCACCCUUCCUCCCACUGCAAGACAGCCAGUAACAUGCAUAACUGACCACCUUAUUGUCUGCUGAAGCACUGAUCAGACCAUAACACACUCUUGUGGGCGUGUGCCUACACUCUCACACACUAAAAUAUACGCAUACACACACACACACACCAAGCUGACGUGUGACAUUACUGUUAAUUUUUUUUGUUGUUGUUUUUAAAUGAACGUUAACAGGUGUCAAAGCGGGAAGGUCCUCUGACACGUAUUAAAACGUGAUGUGAAAUGUGUUUUUAUGUUCUCUAACCUCGUGUACCAAAAGUUGAACACUAAGAGGUGCGUUUUAUCCAAAAAUCGGGACUGUUUCACCUCACUUUAACCCCAACAUGGUUUCAGAAUAUUGUUUGGUAGAUUGGAGGACAUGAUUAACUUCCUGGAGUAUAUUAAAUAUACUCCUGUUGGGUUCAGCUGUCUAGGUUGGGAUUUGGGUUAUUGAUAUUCUGAAGCCAUGUUGCUGGUUGGCUGUAGAGAGCUGUACAGGGUCUGAUGGUGGAGAGAGAAAGCAGCAGUCUUAGCUGUGUGCGGAGUCACAGCUGGCCAGCACUAGGCUCUGUAGCUACUACACUAAAACGAGAUGGAGGAUUUCUAUGUAACUGACCAUGAGGUAGACAUGAAAAUAAAGAUUGAAAAACAUUUACAAUACACAACUCACUUGACUGCUGUCUUCUCUUAUAUUUGCCUCUGACACAGUGGGCAGGUAGCGUGUUUGUGCUUGUGUGUUUUAGAUACCAGAUAAAAUCUUUCAAAUAGAAGGUGGGUUUCCUGCAUUAUUGGAUGCAAAUGACAAUACUGGUUGUGUACUAGAUUAGCAGUUUUCCAUCAAAAUGCACUGUUCUUGACACCUGACAAACAUGCUGAAUGUAUAUUCCCUUCUGAAACAGUUGUAGAACCAGCUCGUAGUGUGUUUUUUUUUGUUUGUUUUUUUACUACAUACUAGGGAGUAGUACUGACAGGAGCAAUGCAUGUUGCGUAAUGUGCAUGCCUGUGCACGGUGCAAACAAAAUGAGGGGUGGGGCACCCACAAAAACACAUUGCUCCACUUGUGAAGAACUCCAGUAAUUCACACAGUGUAGAAUUA